Molecule: messenger RNA, 1443 nt
Organism: Colletotrichum scovillei
Lineage: Eukaryota; Fungi; Ascomycota; Sordariomycetes; Glomerellales; Glomerellaceae
Product: B-cell lymphoma 3-encoded protein
Exons: 3
Coding region: 1-1443 (480 amino acids)
Molecular function (GO): protein binding
Source: RefSeq, a predicted model, not a curated record
AUGGCUUCUAUUAACCUGGAGAACGUCUUCGAUGUUGGGGCAAAGGUUUCACUCAACGUGCCGCUGGUCGUCCCGGAAGAGGACCAUAUUGUCUGGCCGCUCGUCAUGGCCGGAAAUCUCGGGCAGUUGCGAGAGUUAUUAUCGAAAGAUCGGAAUCUGAUGUAUGUCAGGAAUCAAUGGGGUCAGUCCAUUAUGCACGUCGCUGCUAAGAUCCAUCAGCCAGCCGUCUUCAACUUCCUCAAAAACGAAGGCAUGGACGAGAAUCUCGCAGAUGAAAAUCAAAAGUCCGCAGCCAUCACUGUUCUUACUCGCAGAGGAAGCCAAGAAUACAACCUCCCAGUUGACACGGACGAUCUUGCUGAUCGGCUAGGCUGGACUAAUCUUCACAAAGUCGCCGCUUUGGGAACGCGACAUGGCCAGGAAAUAACGGAAGCCCUUCUGCGAGAAUCCGAGUACUCAGAUAUCAACACGAAGGACAUCCUCGGCCGGACUCCGCUCCACUGGCUAGCUGAGAACGGCAAAUCGGACGCCAUCCGGCUCAUUACUCAGGACCCAUGGAGCGCCGAUGUCCAAGCCAGAGACCUUUGUGGAUUCACAGCGCUGCACUGUGCAUGCUGGGCGGACGAUUUUGAUAGCAUCGUUGCACUGCUCGACGUAGGGAUCGACGUCAAUGCCCUUGAUAAGCACAUGCGAACACCCAUGAUGCACAUGAGUAGUCCGGAGAUACUGAAGUACUUGUUGCGCAAGGGGGCUGAUGUGCACAUCAGCGAUGAUGAAGCGGCGAAUAUUAUGCAUCAUGCUUGUGUGUCUGAUCAGGAAGACCUCGUCGAGAUUCUACUGAGAGAAAACGGUCACUCCUUACUUACCAGGAAUCAUACAGGCGACACGCCGCUCGGGCAAGCCAUCGCAAACAACAGCCUUGCAGUAUUGAGGGUAAUGGCUCCUUACCUUCAGGGCUUCCCGGAAUUGCAACCUCCAGUGCCUAAUGAAAGUUUGGUGCAGCCCGAGAAACUGAGCCUCUUGAACAACAACAAGAGGAGCCUGCUCCACCUGACAGCUUUACAUGGGAGCACAGAGGCGAUGGACAUCCUAGCAUCCGCCAAUCUCUGUGGCGUUAAUACGGCGUUCAGAGACAAAGAUGGGCACACUCCCAACGAGUGUUUCGUCAGAUGUCGCGACAACCACUGCGCCGUUGCCCGCAAGCCGUUCGGAUCAGAGAAGCUUGCAUGGGUCUCAUUGAUGAACUCUGCACGAGGCCAGGAGUUGCCGGUUCGGGAUCUGACGGGGCAAGACGCCGACGAUGAAUCGACGAUAGUUGCAUCUGAAUACGAGUGGGGCCAUAGGAAAAGAUCUACGGCGAGCCAUGUUUCUAUUGAUCCGAGUGAUGGUGAGGUGUCGUCUGACGAUGAGUUCAUGGAUGCGGAGGACGAGGUCCGGGAAUAA